Messenger RNA from Aegilops tauschii subsp. strangulata, 1727 nucleotides. RefSeq lists its product as uncharacterized. The record is from RefSeq and is a predicted model, not a curated record. Lineage: Eukaryota; Viridiplantae; Streptophyta; Magnoliopsida; Poales; Poaceae.
CGCGAAACCACGGAAAAUCUGUGGAAACGUUCGCUGGGAAACCCAAACCCCCGUCCCGUAUCCGGGAAACGGCGGAGAGGCGUGGGGGAGACGAGAGCGAGACCCCGUACCGUACCGCGCGCACCAAACGCCGUGCCCAUGUAAAUACCACACCGCAACGCAGUUCGCAGCUCGCGCACCGCACCGCACCCACCCACCGCACCGCGUCCCAAUGCCCCAGCCCGCCAGCCCAGCCUGCUAGCUCUGUAGCUCGCCAUGUCGGCGUCGUCGGACCCCUCGCCGUCCUCCUCGGCUGCGGCGGCGGCGUCGGCGUCCCCGCUCGCCGCCUACCACGCGCACCCGCACCACCCCCACCACCACCUGCACCUCUCCACGCCCCCGCACGCGUACCCGCCCGCGGCGCCGCCCCCUUCCCCGGCGUCCGCGCCCAGGGACUACCGCAAGGGCAACUGGACGAUGCACGAGACGCUCAUCCUCAUCACCGCCAAGCGCCUCGACGACGACCGCCGGGCCGGCGGGGGCGCGGGCGGCGUGGCCAUGGCGGGCCCGUCCUCGCCGCCCACGCCGCGCUCCGCCGAGCAGCGCUGGAAGUGGGUGGAGAACUACUGCUGGAUCAACGGCUGCCUCCGCAGCCAGAACCAGUGCAACGACAAGUGGGACAACCUCCUCCGCGACUACAAGAAGGUCCGCGACUACGAGGCCCGCCGCGCCUCCAUCGCCGCCGCCGCCCCUCCCGUCGACGGCGCCCCGGCAGCGCAGCCGCAGACGCCGCUCCCGUCCUACUGGACCAUGGAGCGCCACGACCGCAAGGAGCGCAACCUGCCAACCAACCUCGCCCCGGAGGUCUACGACGCGCUCCUCGACGUGCUCUCCCGCCGCGCCGCGCGCCGGGGCGGCGCCGCGAUCGCGCCCGCGGCGCCAGCCCCUCUCGCCCUGCCGCCCCCUCCUCCACCACCACCUCCGCCGCCCUCACCGCCGAAGCCUCUCCUCAACCAGCAGCAGCAGCAAGAACAGCAGAAGCACCACCGUCUUCACCCUCAGCCUCCGCCGCUGCUGCAGCUCCCGGCGCCCGUGCCACAGCCGUCGGUGCCGUCGGCGACGUCCGUUUCCGCCGAGGAGGAGAUGACGGGGUCGUCGGAGUCCGGGUCGGACGGCCUGGGCCUGGGUGGGAUGUCGGGAGGCGUCGGCGGGAACGGCGACGAGCCGGAGGCGAAGCGGCGGCGGCGGGCGGAGCGGCUGGGGUCGAGCGUGGUGCGGAGCGCGACGGUGCUGGCGCGCACGCUGGUGGCGUGCGAGGACCGGCGGGAGCGGCGGCACCGGGAGGUGCUGGAGCUGGAGGAGCGCCGGCUGCGGCUGGAGGCGGAGCGCAACGAGGUGCGGCGGCAGGGCUUCGCGGGCCUCGUGGCCGCCGUCAACGGCCUCUCCGGCGCCAUCCACGCCCUCGUCGCCGACCACCACGGCCGCAGCGGCGACUCCUCCAGGUGAUCAUCAACCAGUCGUUACUUUUUGCACCAUGGAGGCAGAGCAAGCGAGCAAACGCAUGCAAGAUAUGACAACGUUGGCAUCAAGAUUUGGAACGGGGUUCAUGGAUUCUUCGGGUCAAGGGACCGGGAUGUAAUUAAGGGCAAUUGUUGGGAGGCUGUGAUUGAGCUGUAGUGAUGACUUAGCUAGAAUUUCAUUUGGUCCGUAAUGGUAUAUUAUGAUCGAGCCAAGCCGUUGCAUGCCCA